Lates calcarifer (barramundi perch) is the source of this 4424-nucleotide messenger RNA. RefSeq names its product collagen alpha-6(VI) chain-like. Lineage: Eukaryota; Metazoa; Chordata; Actinopteri; Centropomidae. Gene Ontology annotation, molecular function: serine-type endopeptidase inhibitor activity. The record is from RefSeq and is a predicted model, not a curated record.
AUGUUAAACUUCACGAAAGAACUAGUGAAGACCCUUGAUGUCAGAAAAGACUUUAUCCGUGUUGGAUGUGCGCAGUUCGCUUCAGCUCCUCACCAUGAGUUUUAUCUCAGUGAUUACACAGAGAAGAAGGAUGUGAUGUCACGAAUUGACAGACUGUCCUACAUUGGUGGAAACACCUAUCUUGGUGAAGCCUUGAAACACAUUAAGGAUUAUUUUGAUGCAUCACACGGCAGUCGUAGAUCUGUCGGGAUCCCCCAGAAUCUGGUGUUGAUCUCAGAUGGUGAUUCUCAUGAUGAUGUGGAGGAAGCAGCUGACAGUCUCAGGGCUCUGGGGAUUGUGGUGUUUGCCAUUGCUGUUGGAGACGUCCACGAUCUGCAGCUUCUGCAGAUCGCUGGCACCCCAGAGAGGCUGUUUACUGUGCAGAACUUCAAGGGCUUGGUAACAAUCAAGCAAAAGGUGAUUGAUGCCAUCUGCCCAGGUGAUGAACCCAAGGAGGGAUGCACCAUUGAUAUCGCCAUGGGAUUUGAUAUCUCUCAAGAAAGAGCUGUGGGUGAGACACUGUUCAGUGGCCACACCAAGCUGAAGGCCGUUCUGCCAGAGAUCGCCCAUUACGUUUCCACAGUACCUGUCUGCUGCAUCAGCCCCUCACCUGUGAAGACCAGAAUCGCCUACCAAGUGGUAGAUCGCACUGGACGUCCUUUUUAUGAUCCACAUUUUGAAGAAUACAAUGAGGAAGUGGUGAAGAAACUCAUCAACCAUCAGGUGUCGAUACCUACCUUCUUCAACCGUGCCCUGCUGCAGGCCUUCACGAAGACCUUCGAGACCCAGUCCAAAGCAAAUGUAAAGGUGCUGGUGAUCUUCUCAGAUGGACUUGAAGAACGUGAUGAAGCUGUGAUAGAACUGAAGAAAGAAACGUACCUUCUGGAAAAGUCUGGGGUCAAUGCUCUGCUGACUGUGGCUCUGGAGGGAGCGCAUAACCCUGCCCAGCUGCAGAUGGUGGAGUUUGGUCGAGGAUUCGGCUACCAUCUUCCUCUCAGCAUUGGCAUGCCGGGUGUCGGCAGCACCAUCCUCGAACAGAUUGACAAGGUGUCAGAUAGAGUGUGCUGUAACGUCCUGUGCAAAUGUACAGGACCUGCAGGUGUCCGUGGAUCUCCAGGCAGACCAGGGACAAAGGGUCUGCCUGGACGGAGGGGUCAGCCAGGCUUCCCGGGAGACGAGGGAAUGAUUGGUGACCGAGGGCUUCCUGGACCCAAUGGAACUCAGGGCAUCCAGGGCUGUCCUGGACUCAGUGGACUGAAGGGCUACAGAGGCACCUCAGGCGACAGGGGUGAGAAUGGAGAAGAUGGACUGGACGGAGUCGACGGCGAGCAGGGAGUGACGGGACUCGACGGAGCUCGAGGAGAGAGAGGACACCCAGGAAACCCAGGUAUCCCAGGUAUCGGUGGGGAGGUGGGGCUGAAAGGACAGCGAGGACUGAGAGGAGAUCCGGGUGAACCAGGUACCGACAACACCGUCCCUGGAGCCAAAGGAGAACCCGGCAACCCAGGUUUACCGGUAAGAAACAUCCCAGAGAAUCCAAGGGUCCAGCUGGACAAGAUGGGCGGCCAGGUCGUGCAGGAGUCACUGGAAACCCGGGUUUACCUGGUGACCCUGGAGCUCGAGGACUCCCAGGCAGCCCAGGUGCUCCUGGUCCACAGGGACGCGCAGGGGCCAAAGGUGACCCAGGACCGAAAGGGAUCUCUGGAUUUACUGGACCUCAGGGUGCACAUGGACCACCUGGAGACCCGGGAGCAGCUGGACGUCGCGGCCCUAAUGGACAAAAGGGUCAGGAUGGUAGAGAUGGUAAUGGAACUCCAGGAAACAAAGGUGCCAAGGGAGAUCCUGGUUUUCCUGGAUACCCCGGUCCACCGGGUGAGGGCGGUCAGGAGGGGAACCAAAGGAUAUCCAGGACGCAAAGGGAACGAUGGUCGAGGGGGGAACUCAGGCAGACCAGGAGAAGACGGUGGGCCUGGAGAUCCAGGAUAUCCAGGACACAGGGGUCCCAGAGGUCCUCCUGGUGCCAAGGAAUCUGAGUGUCAGCUGAUCAACUUAAUCAGAGACAACUGUGGUCCGUUACACUGCCCAGCCUACCCCACCGAGCUGGUGUUUGGUCUGGACAUAUCUGAAGACGUGACCCCGGUCGUCCUUGAGAGGCAGCGCUCUGCUCUCCUCUCUCUGCUGGAGGACAUCACCAUCGCCGAGAGCAACUGUCCAACAGGUGCCCGGGUCGCUGUGGUGGGAUACGGUGCAGACAUCAAGUACCUGAUCCGCUUCCAGGACUACCGCCGCAAGAAACAACUGAUAGAAGCUGUGAAGAACAUCGCUCUGGGGCAUUCAACUAACCGGCGCCAGCUGGGGGCUGCCAUGCGCUCUGUGGGUCAUAACACAUUCAAACAUGUACGUUCAGGACUUGGGAUUAGGAAGGUGGCGGUGUUUUUCUCCAGUGGGCCGACCCAGGACACUAACAACAUUGUUACUGCCAUGAUGGAGUACCAGGCUCUUGACAUUGUCCCGGUGGUGAUCUCUCUGCAAAGCGCUCCUGCUAUUAGUCGAGCAAUGGAGGUUGAUGAAUCAAGACGCUCCAUCUUCACAGUACUGGGGAGGGACAUGGCUGCUGACUUGCGGAAGGUCAAGAACUGUGCAAUCUGUUUCGACCCCUGCACGCGUACAGAAGAAUGCAACUUCAUCCGGGACGUGCGAGCUCCUCAGGAAGUGGAUGCAGACCUGGUCAUGGUGUUGGACAGCUCCAGGGAGAUGCAGGCCGAUGAGUACGCUGGUGCCCAGCAGCUGCUGGGCUCUGUGGUGGAGCAGCUGGUUGUGAGCCGGCAGCCCCGCAGGGCCGGCAGCCAGGCCCGGGUGGCUGUAGUCCAGCAGAGUGGCACCAGAGCUCCCAAGGUGGAGUUUGACCUGCAGACCUACCAGAACCACAACGCAAUGAGGACACACCUGAUCCAGAACAUGCAGCAGCAGGGCGGUGCCUCGGCACUGGGACAGACGCUGGACUUCACCCUGAGGGAGGUGCUCCUGAAGGCCAGUCAGCCCCGCAGGAAGAGGGCGGUGCUGGCUGUGGUGGGCACCCAGACGGCUUACUCAGACCGGACCAAGCUGCAGUACAUCUCCCAGAAGGCCAAGUGUGAGGGGGUGGCGCUGUUUGUGGUGACAGUCAGUAAUCGCUACAACCGGACACAGGUGGAGGAGCUGGCCAGUGCGCCCACAGAGCAGCACCUGAUCCACGUCAGCAGACUGAAGCCUGACGAGCAGGGCUACGCCCAGCGCUUCUUCAAAGUCUUCCUCUCUGCCCUCAACAAGGGAAUGAACGCGUAUCCUCCUCCUUUAUUAAAACAGACCUGUGACCAGCUCAGAGAGCCAGAAGAAGGUCUGGGGUCAGCAGAUCUGGAGGUGGGAGAUGAGCCGGAGGUGGAGAGGUUCCAGCCACAGAUGGGAGGACAGACUCAGAUCAAACAGCUGGAUGUUGUCAACACGAUGACCAGAGGACACAGCCAGAGUUCACCCUCAGGAGCCGAGCUCAAUGAUCUGGACAUCCUGCCGCAGACGCCGCUGACCAGCUCUGUGUCCAAAGAUGUCUGCUCUCUGGCGCAGGACCGCGGCAGCUGCAAGAACUACACCAUAAUGUGGUUCUUCGACAACAGUCUGGGUAGAUGUUCUCGCUUCUGGUACGGAGGCUGCAGCGGCAACGAGAACCGCUUCUGGACGCAGAAGGAGUGUGAGAACCGAUGUCCCACCAAGACUCCAGGAAGAAGAGGAGACGUUAUAAGACUUCGCCGGAUUGGUUGAAGAAAACUGCCGCUCUGCACUCAACAUAAAUCAGGAAUAACCUUAAAACACACAUGCAUCUUCAAGGCAAAAUAGAAAUAUUUAAAAGCCGAGAUCACAGCUGAGUCUGUUGUGGUUCAGUGAAACUGUUGAUCAAAACACAUCCAGGAAAGUUUACACUGAUCCAGAGCUCGGCUGCUGCUGGUUAACAGGCUUUUCAUAUGGAUCAGUUGUUUUUUAUUUUCUCUUGAACAUGCAUGUUUUGUUUUUCCCAAAAAAGAGAGCAUUUUAUUUCUGUGAAUUCUGCUGAGUUUUUUGUUUGUUGCACUUUCUGUUGGACGUUGAUUCCACCUUUUUACUGUAUCUGAUCGUCACUCAACAGACUUCCGCUGAAAAUGCUUCCUUCAGGAUUAAAAAAAAAAGUUCUUUAUGACAUGAGGUGCUAUUUUUGCUGCUGACCAAACACCACCUUUCUUUUUGAGCAGCUAGACGAAUUACAGGAAUUUGCAAAAAAGCAGGUCAUGUGGUUAAUCUACAGUCAGUUACUUUUCUACAGCAACAUUAUAUAGUUUGUAAAAGUUUCUUAUUAAAAUGUACAUUUCUGAAAUUUC